CGGCGCGCUCUCCGCCUCGAGCAGCCGCCCGCAGCCAAGAGCGAAGUUACUGUGUGUCAGCACAUGCUGAGGAACGAGGGCCUGCUUCCACCUACCACAACGCCCACGCCAUCAUUGCUGCCUUCAGGAACAUGCCGAGUGGCCGAGGAUGGCCACAAAGGAACCAAGAACUCCUCUCUUAGCAUAAGUGGUGGCUCAGAGAGAGAAAUGGUGGGGCAGACCCUGUUAGCCACGUCCAGAGAAGCCCACCUAACUAGGAGCAUUGCCACUCAGGAUGGCAACAGCCUGGAGACUUUUGACCUGGGCUCUCAUCUCUGCCGUGGUGAUGGGCAACUUCCCUGGCUACACAUUCCAGUCUCAAGAGGAGUUCCUCUCCAGCCUCGACCACUAUGAAAUUGCCUUCCCCAUCCAGGUGGACCAAAACGGCGACUUCCUGACCUUUGACGUGAAGCGCCCAUGGAAACGGAGGUCUCGCCGCAGCCCAGACCCCUCGCCAGAACAGCAGGUCUUUUACAAAGUCUCCGCUCACAGGAUUCAGUUUCUUCUCAACUUGACCCUGCAUGCCAACUUGCUUGCGGAGCAUUUCCAGGUGGAGUACUGGAAACGGGAUGGAAUAGACCAGCAACACGAAUUCCACGAAGACUGCCACUACGCCGGUCAUUUGCAGGACCAGUAUCUGAACUCAAAAGUUGCCAUCAGUAACUGUAACGGUUUGCAUGGUGUAAUAAUAGCUGAGGAUGAGGAAUAUUUCAUUGAGCCACUGAAACCUGGUGCCAACAUCAGUGGCGGGCACGAGGGUGAAGGAAGUCCCCACGUGGUAUACAAACGGUCAUCUCUCCAGCACCCACACAUGGAUGUUGCAUGUGGCGUGUUAGAUGAGAAGCCGUGGAAAGGUAGGCCGUGGUGGCUGCGUACUCUGAAGCCCUCUCCACUGAAGCCGUUGGGCAACCUCACACAGCGAGGACAGCUGCCCUUGAAGCGGUCAGUCAGCACAGAGCGUUACGUGGAGACCCUCGUGGUGGCCGAUAAGAUGAUGGUGGGCUAUCACGGCCGACGGGAUAUUGAGCAGUACAUCCUGGCCAUCAUGAAUAUUGUUGCUAAACUUUUUCAGGACUCAAGUCUGGGCAAUAUAGUGAAUAUCCUUGUGACCCGCCUUAUCCUUCUGACAGAGGACCAGCCAACCCUGGAAAUCAACCAUCACGCUGGCAAGUCCCUCGACAGCUUCUGCAAGUGGCAGAAGUCCAUCGUGAGCCGUAAUGGCAAUGGAAAUGCCCUCCCUGAGAACGGCAUUGCCAACCAUGACACUGCUGUUUUGAUCACCAGGUAUGAUAUUUGCAUCUAUAAGAACAAGCCCUGUGGCACUCUAGGGUUGGCUCCCGUGGGUGGCAUGUGUGAACGAGAGCGGAGCUGUAGCAUCAAUGAAGACCUCGGCCUCGCCACAGCCUUCACCAUUGCCCAUGAGAUUGGCCACACGUUUGGCAUGAACCAUGAUGGAGUUGGAAACAGCUGUGGUUCCCGGGGGCAGGAGACGGCCAAGCUCAUGGCAGCCCACAUCACCAUGAAGACCAACCCUUUUGUGUGGUCCACGUGUAGUCGAGAUUACAUCACCAGCUUCUUGGACUCUGGAAUGGGACUGUGCCUAACCAACACCCCACCCAAGCAGGACUUUGUCUACCCAACAGUGGCACCUGGCCAGGCCUACGAUGCGGACGAGCAGUGCCGUUUUCAGUACGGAGUUAAAUCUCGCCAGUGUAAAUAUGGGGAAGUCUGCAAUGAGCUCUGGUGUCUUAGUAAGAGCAACCGCUGUAUCACCAACAGCAUCCCUGCUGCAGAGGGGACCAUCUGCCAAACGAACACCAUAGAGAAGGGGUGGUGCUACAAAAGAGAAUGUGUACCCUUUGGCACGAAGCCAGAAGGUGUAGAUGGAGCGUGGGGGGGCUGGUCUUCUUGGGGAGAGUGCAGCCGAACGUGUGGGGGUGGCGUCUCUUCAUCCAUCCGCUACUGCGACAGUCCCCGACCAACCAUUGGAGGGAAAUACUGUCUUGGGGAAAGGAAGCGCUAUCGAUCGUGUAACACGGAUGAUUGCCCUUCCGGCUCACAGGACUUCCGAGAGGUGCAAUGCGCUGAAUUUGAUACCAUCCCUUUCCGAGGAAAAUAUUACACCUGGAAGACAUACCGAGGUGGAGGCGUCAAGUCCUGCUCUCUCAACUGCCUUGCUGAAGGUUUCAACUUCUAUACAGAACGUGCUGCAGCUGUGGUGGACGGAACCUCUUGCCGCCAGGACUCCAAUGACAUUUGCGUAAGCGGAGAAUGCAAGCACGUGGGCUGUGAUCGUAUCCUGGGCUCAGAUACUAAGGAGGACAAAUGCCGAGUAUGUGGGGGAGACGGAAGCUCCUGUGAAACCAUCGAAGGAAUCUUCAACCACUCAUUGCCCGAAGGAGGCUAUGAAGAGGUGAUAUGGAUUCCCAAGGGAUCAGUGCAUAUCGACAUCCGAGAACUCAAUCUUUCUCUGAACUAUCUGGCUGUAAGAGGAGAGAACAAUGAAUACUUUAUCAACGGGAAGCUCUCUAUAGACCCUCCACGGCGAUUUGACAUUGCUGGGACCACCUUCCACUACCGGCGCGCUCAGGACGAGCCAGAGUCCCUGGAGGCCCUUGGUCCAACCAACAUCACCCUCAUCAUCAUGGUUCUCGUGCGGGAAGAAUUGCAAGGGAUUCGGUAUAAAUUCAAUGCACCCAUCGCCCGUAGCACUGUAGCCCAAUACUUGUGGCAGUAUGUCUCUUGGACAAAAUGUUCAGCCAUCUGUGCUGGAGGCAGUCAAGUUCAAUCAGUUGUAUGCAAGAAACAAGGGGACAGCUCUACAGUUUUGAGCCAUUUGUGCAGCCCUGAAACUAAGCUCCCAGAGAGGCAAAGAGUGUGCAACACAGAGCCGUGCCCGCCGGCGUGGGUGAUUGGGAACUGGUCUGAAUGCAGCCGCAGUUGCAACCAGGGAGUUCGCACCCGGAGUGUGAUCUGCCAGCGCAAGGUCUCUGCCACCGAGCAGAAAACCCUGGAUGACUCCGUGUGUACCCUGCCACGCCCCCACAUGCUGGAACCCUGUAACAAUCAGACAUGCCCCCCAGAAUGGACAGCCCUUGACUGGUCUGAGUGCACCCCAAAUUGUGGGCCAGGUUUCCGCCAUCGGAUUGUGCUGUGCAAAAGUGGCGAUCACACCUCGACCUUGCCAACCUCCCGGUGUGCUGAGAACUCCAAGCCCCCCACCAGCAUCCGGUGCAGCCUCCGACGCUGCCCACCCCCACGGUGGGUGACUGGCGAAUGGGGAGAGUGCUCAGGGAAGUGUGGCUUCGGCCAGCAGAGGCGAUCGGUCCAGUGCAUGUCGCACACUGGACAGCCAUCUGUCGAGUGCCUGGAGACUCUAAGGCCUAUGACAAUGCAACAGUGUGAGAGCAAGUGUGAUUCUGGACCGACCGAAAACCCCGAAGAAUGCAAAGAUGUGAAUAAGGUCGCCUAUUGUCCUUUGGUGCUGAAGUUUAAGUUCUGUAGCCGGUCUUACUUCCGACAGAUUUGUUGCAAGACCUGCCAAGGGCAUUAAACCAUCAUGUGCUAUUGGUGCUGUGAGGAAACUGGAAAAGCCCGCGAGGGGCAGCUGUGCCAUUUUCACCCCGCUGCUGCCUGGCUGCCACCCUCCCCCAGAAUCAUCAACAAGUUCAAAGCAAGUGCUGCAGCCCUGUAAGGUCCUGCACCCUCCCCGUUCCUUAUGGACUUCCGUUAAACCACUGCUGACGUGUGCACUGAGGACGGGGUUGGGCGGGGGGAGACGGUCGAGUGCAAUGAAAGGCAGAUACGCCGAACAAGGUGCAGAUGAGUGUAUUACUUGAAACUCUGAUCUUAUUUAUUUUAGUAGUGCAGCCGAUGCUCCUGCAAAAGUGGUAUACCCUCCCCACACACAAACAGGGUGGAAUCAGUGCAGAUAACCAGCACCUCACUAGCGUUCUCCUUAUUUGGCUUCUUACUGUCAUUUCCAGAGAUCUUCUUGUGCUCUCUGGGGCAUCCUUUGGUGGGGCUAUGGAGAUGGCACGGAAAUGGGAUUUGGUCCCAAGAGCAGGCGCGAGGAAAGGGGACGGAGCGUUCUAAGUUGUAAUUUUAUGGCAGAGGAGAGAAUGUAGAGGGCAGAAAUCAGAAUGUUUUCCCAACUCCUGCUGGCAGAUCCGAGGCUUUUUAAUGAGGGCCAGUAGCUCUUCUUGGAUCUUUGAGCAGGGUUUUUAAUACUCAGAUGAAAAAUGGGAAGAUCUCAUGUAUUUCCCCCAAAUCUUGUCAGACUUGAAUCCAAAUUCUCCACUGAUCUGUUGUUUAACCAGGUUUGAAUGUCAACGUGAAAAUGUCAACAUGUAAGGAAGGGAGGAUUCUGAAUUUUUUUUUUAAAUUAGUUGUUUGCUGGACUUUGGUCACAACUCUUCAAGGUGCACUCUUUUGGUUCUUCUACAUGAGGACCGUCCCUUUUUUCACCUGCAGCUAUUCAAUUUAAUAAAUUACCAAACUGGUGCUUCCUUUUCAUUGUUAUAGCUCAAGUUUAAUUUUAUUUAUUUUUUAAGUAAUAAGAGGGUGUUCUCCUUGAUGGCUUCCUAUGCAUUAUGGACUCCAACUUUAAAAAAAAAAAGUUCCAGUGAUUCCUAUUUUUGAAGCUGCUGUCUCACAAGUACAUUUUUUGAGGGAAGGGUCAGAAUGAAUUAUUUUCUGGUGUCAUCCAGGGAUGAUUCUAAAUGCAAGAUUCUGUGUUGAGUCCUGUUCAUUUGAUGUGACUUAGAAAUGUUCUCUUGGCAAAUUGACUCUUGAUGGUUCAGACCUGCGGUCCUUGGGAUGCACCCUUCCAAAUUAAAGGGAUGUGCAAGGAUCCCCUGAAUCUAUGUUGAUUUUUGCUUUAAGUGGUGCUUUGGUUAAAAAAAAAAAAAAAGAUAAACCCCCCCCCCAGGUAUUGCUAGUCUUAUUUAAAGUAAUUUGGUUUCUUACUAAAAGCUUUGAAUGUUUUUGCCUGAAGGGAAACCCCUCAAACUAUCUUCAGAGUUUACUUUAGGCAAAACUUCGGUGGCUCACCUCACCUGGACCCCAGGGGUAUUGGUCUGUAGCUGGACAAAUUCCUUGCCGUCUUCCUUCAAUGAAUGCAUCCCUGGUUGGCUAGUGAGAGUGUCUUUUAAUUUUUGUGUUUUCCUGCACAGGUGGAGCAUUUUGUACCUUUGCUUAAGGGCAGGAAUGGUUUUUCACCAUUUCAUAUAUAAAUAUAUACAGAUAUAUUGUAUUAUUAUAAUUAUGACUGAUAUUAUAGAAAACGUUUUUUUAAAAAUCCUAUUUUCCAAAAUGAGAGACUGAGAAAGAGAGAGAGAGAGAGAGAGAGAAAUUACAGCAUGAUUUUACA
Messenger RNA from Eublepharis macularius, 5410 nucleotides. RefSeq names its product ADAM metallopeptidase with thrombospondin type 1 motif 10 (gene ADAMTS10). Gene Ontology annotation, cellular component: extracellular matrix. The record is from RefSeq and is a predicted model, not a curated record. Gene Ontology annotation, molecular function: metalloendopeptidase activity. Lineage: Eukaryota; Metazoa; Chordata; Lepidosauria; Squamata; Eublepharidae. The coding region runs from base 275 to 3592 and encodes 1105 amino acids. Gene Ontology annotation, biological process: extracellular matrix organization; proteolysis. The transcript has 25 exons.